UCAGCCCUGAUAGCAAAGAUGGCGGCUGAUCGGCAUUGAUUCUUCUCCCUAAUGAGUUAUUUAAAUUUAUGCAUUUGCUGAGUUUUCCUUCAAACAAGAUAACAAAGUAUAUACCAAAAAACUCUUUCCGUGUAAGAAAUGUUGUGAGGCUACAAGAAAAGUAUUUUUGUAAAGAGUUUGCCAAUACACCUUAACAGUUUCCCGUGGUAGCGCUAGGUGUGCAGCGGCGUAGCUAACUAGCCUGUGCCGUCAUUCUAAAAUGGCUCCGGUGCAGAUAGGGUCAGAUGGGCAGCUUGUCCCGCUCGGGGGUCCAGUAGUCUCGGGUCCACAGGCACCACAAACCGGAGCUCCGGCCACACAGGGUGUCCGACUCAGCCUGCUUAUUGAAUUUCUUCUCCAGAGGACUUACCAUGAAAUUACACUACUGGCGGAAUUGCUGCCCAGAAAAACGGACAUGGAGAGGAAAAUUGAGAUUGUCCAGUUUGCAAGCCGAACCAGGCAGCUGUUUGUACGUCUUUUAGGUCUGGUGAAGUGGGCAAGCAAUGCAGGAAAAGUUGAGAAGUGUGCGAUGAUCUCCAGCUUCCUUGACCAGCAGACAAUCUUAUUUGUGGACACAGCUGACAGACUGGCAUCACUAGCCAGGGAUGCUCUGGUACAUGCUCGGUUACCCAGCUUUGCCAUUCCUUUUGCCAUCGAUGUGCUGACCACAGGAUCAUACCCACGCUUGCCCACAUGCAUACGAGAUAAGAUCAUUCCUCCAGAUCCCAUCACUAAAGCUGAGAAGCAGACCACCCUAAACCAACUUAAUCAGAUUCUACGACACCGCCUUGUCACCACAGACUUGCCACCGCAACUAGCAAAUCUCACCGUUGCUAAUGGACGUGUUAAGUUUCGUGUGGAGGGAGAGUUUGAGGCUACUUUAACCGUAAUGGGAGAUGACCCUGAUAUUCCAUGGAGGUUGCUGAAGUUGGAGAUUUUGGUGGAGGACAAAGAAACUGGAGACGGCCGAGCAUUGGUCCACAGUUUGCAGGUGAACUUCAUCCAUGAGUUGGUCCAGGCCCGUCUCUGUGCAGACGAUAAACCCCUACAGGACAUGUACAACUGUUUGCACUCCUUCUGUCUGUCCCUGCAGCUUGAGGUGCUCCACUCUCAGACAUUGAUGCUGAUCAGAGAGCGCUGGGGAGACCUGGUGCAGGAGGAGAGAUAUGUGCCAGCCAAAUUCCUCACACUCUCUGUCUGGAACCAACAGGUUUUGGGUAGAAAAACUGGCACAGCUUCAGUACAUAAAGUCACAAUCAAGAUCGAUGAAUCAGAUGGAUCUAAGCCAUUACAAAUAUCUCAUGAGCCUCCUCUACCUGCAUGUGACUCGAAAUUAAUGGAAAGAGCUAUGAAGAUUGACCACCUGUCAGUGGAAAAACUUUUGAUAGACAGUGUGCAUGCACGGUCCCAUCAGAAGCUGCAGGAACUUAAAGCCAUUUUAAAGACCAGUAAUCCCAGUGAUAACUCAUUCAUCGAGACGGCUUUACCUACAUUGGUUGUUCCAAUACUUGAGCCCUGUGGUCGUUCAGAGUGCCUGCACAUUUUUGUAGAUCUGCACUCUGGCAUGUUUCAACCCAUGCUGUAUGGUUUGGAUCAGUCCAUGCUGGAUGACAUUGAAAAGACCAUCAACGAUGAUAUGAAGCGCGUAAUAUCAUGGCUUCAGCAGCUGAAGUUCUGGUUGGGGGAGCAGCGCUGUCGACAGUCUGUCAAACACCUUCCCACUGUUUGCACUGAUGUCCUUCACCUCUCCAACUCAGCUUCUCACCCCAUUGGCAACUUGUCCAAGCAUAAACUUUUCAUCAAGCUCACCCGUCUUCCUCAGCACUACAUUGUGGUUGAAAUGCUUGAGGUGCCUAGCAGUCCUACAGCAUUGCAGUACAAGUACUCUUUCCUGUUGGUGACUCAGUUAGAGGGAGAGGAUGGGCCCAUGUGUGCACAGCUUUUGCAGCAUUUCAAGCCCAACCUUGAGCACCUUGUCCAGGACACUACAGCGGAGAGAGAGUCCCGACCUGGGACAAAGAGAAAGAUAUCUGGAGAGCAGGGGGAUACAGAGCCAAAGAAGCCUAAGAGGUCAGGAGAAAUGUGUGCCUUCAACAAAGAGUUGGCUCAUCUAGUGGCAAUGUGUGAUACCAACAUGCCUUUUAUUGGCCUCAGAGCAGAGCUAUCCAACAUGGAGAUUCCAAAUCAGGGAGUUCAAGUGGAAGGAGAUGGCAGCAGUCAUGCAAUACGACUACUAAAGAUUCCCCCUUGUAAAGGUGUAGGAGAAGAGACCAGGAGAGCUAUAGAGCGUUCCCUACUGGACUGCACGUUUCGCCUGCAGGGAAGGAAUAACCGCACCUGGGUGGCUGAACUGGUACUGGCCAACUGUCCUCUCAACAGCACGCACAGCAAAGAGCAAGCCUCUACACGGCAUGUGUACCUUACAUAUGAAAACCCGCUGUCAGAGCCGGUGGGCGGGCGGAAGGUUGUUGAGAUGUUUCUAAAUGACUGGAAUGCCAUUAGUCAGCUCUACCAGUGUGUUCUCAACUUCUCUCGUGCACAGCCAGAAAUGCCAUCUACCCAGUUUUCAGAGGUGCGACUGUAUAAUUAUCGUAAACUUGUGCUGUGCUAUGGCACAACCAAAGGCAGCUCUGUCACCAUCCAGUGGAACUCCAACAGCCAGCGGUUCCACCUUGCCCUGGGCACUGUGGGACCCAACUCAGGCUGCUCCAACUGCCAUAACAUCAUCCUCCACCAGCUACAGGAAAUGUUCAACAAGAACCCAAAUGUGAUGCAGCUGCUGCAGGUGCUCUUUGACACACAGGCUCCUCUUAAUGCAAUCAACAAGCUACCAACAGUGCCCAUGCUGGGCCUCACCCAGCGCACCAACACUGCCUACCAGUGUUUCUCCAUCCUGCCCCAGUCUCCCACACACAUCCGACUGGCGUUCCGAAACAUGUACUGCAUCGACAUUUACUGCCGCAGCCGAGGAGUGGUAGCCAUCAGAGAUGGAGCCUACAGUCUCUUUGACAACACUAAAAUUGUUGAAGGAUUUUACCCUGCUCCAGGACUCAAGACAUUCCUGAACAUGUUUGUAGACAGCAACCAAGAUGCUCGCAGGCGUUCAGUCAAUGAAGAUGACAACCCUCCAUCACCUAUAGGUGUAGAUGUGAUGGACACUCUCAUGAACCAGCUUGCUCCACAGCAGCCACAGCCUAUUAGAGGGGGUGCAGGAGGUGUAUAUCCCCCUCUUACGUCACCUCCACCAAAUUAUCAUGCCAAUGUAACUCCCUCACCGUCUAUGAUGCCCACGCAGUCACCAGGGAACAUCCAUGCCUCUGGCUCCCCUAGUGGAGCUUUGAGGGCACCCUCUCCUUUUGGGCCCACCCCGUCUCCGUCUUCUCUGGGCAUAGCCAUGGGCCAGACCAGCUUUGCCAGUCCCCACGGUCCUCUGGACCCCAGCUCUCCAUAUACAAUGGUGUCUCCCAGCCAUAGAGGUCAGUGGCCUGGUUCACCCCAAGUCUCAGGACCCUCUCCUGGGACAAGAAUUCCUGGCAUGUCCCCUGGUAAUCCUUCGCUGCACUCUCCCAUUCCUGACCCUCAUUCUCCACGUGCCGGAACAAGUUCCCAAGUCAUGCCUACCAGUAUGCCUCCUCCUCGAAAGCUACCUCAGCGCCCCUGGGCGGCCUCCAUUCCUACCAUCCUCACCCACAAUGCCUUACAUAUGCUUCUGCUCCCCUCACCCACUCCUAGCCUGGUGCCAGGCCUUGCAGGAAGCUACCUCUGCUCACCACUGGAGCGCUUUCUGGGUUCAGUAAUAAUGAGACGGCACCUGCAGAGGAUCAUCCAGCAGGAGACCAACUUAUCCAUUGUGAACUCUAAUGAGCCUGGAGUGAUCAUGUUCAAAACAGAUGUACUCAAGUGCCGGGUGGCCCUCAAUCCAAAGAAUUACCAGACGUUGCAGCUCAAAGUCACCCCAGAAAACGCAGGUCCCUGGUCUCCGGAGGAACUUCAGGUGCUUGAGAGAUUCUUUGAGACCAGAGUUGCUGGUCCUCCUUUUAAAUUCAACACUCUGAGUGCCUUCACAAAGCUGUUGGGAGCACCCACCAACAUCCUUAGGGAUUGUGUACGCAUCAUGAAGCUCGAACUGUUCCCUGACCAGGCUCAGCAGCUCAAGUGGAAUGUCCAGUUCUGUCUCACCAUUCCUCCCAGUGCUCCCCCCAUCGCACCCCCAGGAACAAUUGCUGUGGUGCUUAAGUCAAAAAUGCUUUUCUUUUUGCAGCUGACUCAGCGUAUCCCAGUACCCCAGGAGCCAGUGAGCAUUAUUGUGCCGAUUGUUUAUGACAUGGCCACAGGGCUCACUCAGCAGGCUGACAUCCCCAGACAGCACAGCUCCUCUGGGGCUGCAGCGCUCAUGGUCUCUAAUAUCCUCAAGAGGUUCAAUGAAAUGCACCCCGCCAGACAGGGUGAGUGUACCAUAUUUGCCUCUGUUCACGAGCUGAUGGCCAACCUCACUCUUCCUCCCGGCACUCGACAGUAGAAGCAACCUAUUCAGAGGCAGUCCUGAAACGUAACUCGAAUCUUUGGAGGACAGAGCUUCUCUGGACGGAAGAGGGCAUAACAUGAGUAACAGCUGUGGCCCCAAUUAGUCAAAAACCAGCCUGUGUUCUCGUCUUCUGCUGUAAUGACUUUUGAUCUGGUUGCAUAACUGCUUUGAAGAAAGGAAAAAGCAUGUGUACAUAUGAGGACCACAGGCUUUAUUUUUGAUUCAUAGUGAAGGUAGCUCUUGGACAGAGGUCAACAUUAAAUGCAAAAAGAUAUAAAUGUUAUUAUUUUUCCUCCAGAUGCACUUGUAAACAAGAUAUUCUAUUGAAUUUAUGGUUGUUUACAAAAAUAUGUACAUUAUUUUAUAUUUGCUUGUGGAAAAGAAUCAGGUUUGUUAGAUUUUUGCAAGAGCCCUGUCUCCUCCCCCCUUUCUUUCUUUAAUUUUUGUACAUGUCUGAUAUUAUUGUAGUAUCAGGAGAUAGAUUCUUUAGUGCACUAUUUAAUUGUCUUCUUGCAUUUACUUUGUCAAUAUCUCUGCUUUUUCUUUUUUUCCAGAGUUUCACUUUCAAUACUGUAAAACUGUGACAAACUUUAUAAGCCAGUUGUAUUUUAUGAAGAACUGUUUUGAGUCCUAAUUGAUGGAUCUGAGACAUUUGACUUUGCUAUUUAAUAAACCAAGCCCAGAGUUGG
Melanotaenia boesemani (Boeseman's rainbowfish) is the source of this 5253-nucleotide messenger RNA. It is a transcript of the gene med14, whose product is annotated as mediator complex subunit 14. Gene Ontology annotation, molecular function: transcription coregulator activity. Gene Ontology annotation, cellular component: mediator complex; core mediator complex. The record is from RefSeq and is a predicted model, not a curated record. NCBI's taxonomy places the organism in Eukaryota, Metazoa, Chordata, Actinopteri, Atheriniformes, Melanotaeniidae. Bases 260 to 4558 code for a protein of 1432 amino acids. The transcript is spliced from 29 exons. Gene Ontology annotation, biological process: regulation of transcription by RNA polymerase II.